AUGUUGGCUCGGAACUCUGUGCGUUCUCUCACCAAGCGCUUGCUCUCAUCGGGUGUUUCCUCUACCUCAUCGACACAAAAGGGACUCUUAUCAUCCUACGCAACAUCCGCUCAAAAUGGAAUGGCUGCUUCUUUCCACAAGAUGAUGAUUUUACAACAAAAUCAACAACCAUCAGGUUCCGCCAGCACAACUCCUUCAUCCACUUCAAAAACAUCAUCAUCAACAUUGAAUAAUAAUAAUAGCAGUACUACUGCUGUAAAUUCUACAACAGCCAAUAAACCAAUAAUAACAACUACUCAACAACAGAGUGGUUCAGGAUCAUCAUCAAACAAUAAUAACAAACAACAGACAGAUUCAAAGGGUGGAUCCAUGGCCAAGACUGUUUUAAUCUCAUCUCUUCUGACCGGAGCAUUAGCUGCUGGAGUUGUCUUUUAUAUUAAUAAUUCCUUGAAAGCCAUGGAAAAGGAUCACGCACAACAAGUGAAAAAAGCUGAAAAACUCAAGAGAGAAAUUCAAGCCAACAAGUUGCAACAAGAACAAGCCAAAUCAAAGCUUAGCUCGUUAAGCACUGAGUUGGAAGAGUUGGAAAAACAACACAGUGCCAAAUUAUUAGCCUUGCGAGAUUCUUACAAUACCAAGAUGAAUCAAUUACAGGAACAAUUGAAAGAACUCGUUCAAAAAGUGUCAUCAUUGGAACAAGAAAAGAGAGCACUCUCUGAGAAUUUAGAGAGAAAUAUAAAGCUUCAUCAAGAUUUACUCUCCGAAAAGGAAGCACUUCAAAGCGAAAAGAAUAUUUUGGAACAACAAUUGGACAGUCUCAACUCUCUUCAGGUACGAAGUAGUGGAUCAAUUAUUUCCGAUGUGUUGGGACGUGAGAUUGAUGAUGUGACUGCUCCGCUCUCUGAGGAAGACAGAGACAAAUUCCUCUCAAGAAUUCAUCGUUUGGAAUCUCAAUUAGCAAGAAAGGAAAAAUUGAUUGAGCAAAUCAAGCACGAGUCAGAAGAGAGCAUUCACAGAAUGAAAGCACUCAGUGAAGAAAAAUUGGCCUCUCUCAAGAAAGAAUCUGAGGAGAAUAUUGCAGCAUUGCAAAAUCAAAUGCAGGAACUUGAAAAGAAACACUCGGAAGAAAUUGAAACAGAGAGAAGGAAGAUUUUGGACGAAUUCGAACUCAAAAUGCAACAACAAGCUCAUGACUUGUUAAUUUCUUUCUAUGACAAUGCUCUUCAAAGAUCCAAGCAUGUUCAAGAAUUGACUAAUCAAGUCUAUGCCAUGGAAGAAACCUACAAGGUUGCAUCAACCAAUUUUUCAUCCAAUAUUGAUUUACAAAAGUUUGCUGCUGCUGUAUUGGCUCUCCAGGACAUGCUUCAAACCAAUGCUCCAUUCAAACCUGAACUUGAUACUUUGAGAAAAUUGGCAGAAAAUGACGAGCUUAUUAGAACGGUCGUAGAGACUAUUCCUCGCUCGAUAUCUGAGAAUGGAGUUCAAAAAUUGGACGAUUUAACUGAUCGAUUUAAGGUUGUUAAAAGAAAGGCUAUUGAGGCAUCUCUCACACCACAUGACAGUGGUCUUUUAGGAGUGUUUUAUGCCAAACUCCUUUCUCUGGCUGUUGUUGCCGAGGAAGGAUUUGUGGAUGGAGAGACUGUAAAUGCCAUCAUGGCCAGAACUGAAUUUUAUUUAAAGCAAAGAAGACUUGUGGAUGCUGUUAAUGAAAUUGACAAGACUCACAGUGUGGCCAGUGAUGAAGUCAAACAAAUUCUCAAGGAUUGGAUUUUGGAAGCAAAGAAUAGACUCCUCAUUGAACAAGCUCUCCAAACUUUGCAAUCCCAUCUCGUUGUGCAAUCACACUCACUGGAAAGACGUCAACAAUAA
This is a messenger RNA of Naegleria lovaniensis, 1869 nucleotides long. RefSeq lists its product as uncharacterized. Gene Ontology annotation, biological process: cristae formation. The record is from RefSeq and is a predicted model, not a curated record. Lineage: Eukaryota; Heterolobosea; Eutetramitea; Acrasida; Naegleriidae. Gene Ontology annotation, cellular component: MICOS complex. The transcript has a single exon. Bases 1 to 1869 code for a protein of 622 amino acids.